This is a messenger RNA of Erythranthe guttata (spotted monkey flower), 568 nucleotides long. NCBI's taxonomy places the organism in Eukaryota, Viridiplantae, Streptophyta, Magnoliopsida, Lamiales, Phrymaceae. The record is from RefSeq and is a predicted model, not a curated record.
GGUGUUUAGAACGUACAACUACACUGUAUUUUCCGUCUUGCCUAUAUACAAAAAACUCAUCAAAGGAGGCCUCAAGAUUUGGAUGUAUAGUGGAGAUGCAGAUGGUAGAGUACCGGUUAUAGGAACACGAUACUGCGUAGAAGCAAUGGGAUUGACUAUCAAGAAACCAUGGACUUCUUGGUUCUACAAUAAUCAGGUGGCAGGGAGGGUGGUAGAGUAUCAAGGGUUGACAUUAGUGACAAUAAGAGGAGCAGGUCAUCUUGUGCCUCUAAACAAGCCUAAUGAAGCUCUUGCUCUUAUUCAUGCUUACUUGUCGAAUCACCCUCUUUCGACACGUCGAUGAGGUCUUUUCUUAAGAGUUUUUCCGUUGGUUUUUUUAGGCGGCACCACCAGUUCUGCGGCGGCGGUGACUGCCGGAGAAAUGAGGUGGAAUCCGUUUGUGGAAAUGUAGUUGAGGUUGAUCAUGUAAUCUUUGUUUGGAUAAUUAUAUUUUCCAAGAUAAUUCUCCUAUAACAAGUUGUAUUUUAUUUCACUCUUCAAAAAUAAUUUAAUCUUUUUUAUAAGUAAA